This is a messenger RNA of Penicillium longicatenatum, 1509 nucleotides long. RefSeq lists its product as uncharacterized. The coding region runs from base 1 to 1509 and encodes 502 amino acids. The transcript has 3 exons. The record is from RefSeq and is a predicted model, not a curated record. NCBI's taxonomy places the organism in Eukaryota, Fungi, Ascomycota, Eurotiomycetes, Eurotiales, Aspergillaceae.
AUGACCCUGUUGGAAGUGGAUCCCGACAAGAAGGUCCAGUCUGGUCUCGCAUCGCCAGGCUCACCAGCGGAACGCCGUUCAACUUUCUCACUUCCAUUUGUAUUUAAGACCCCAACAAGAAGGCUCAGUAUCAUACACCCGCCCGAUCUUUCACCAACUUGUGCCGAAAGAGGUCAUUAUCCUGUGUUCAAUCCACUAGACCCACGGCACAAUCCAUCAGCAACGUCGUCAUGGCGGCGCCAGGAGAGCCAGACUUCAUCUUCUGACUCUCAGAAGCAAUCCCACUGGGUCCAAGACUUCCCUCGCCGAUCCCUCCACAAGGCUCGAUCUGGCUUACUGGCUCUCAGAGCAGGCUUUCUUCGCCGCCACCGUCCAAGUAUGAGUAUGGAAAUUACACCGGCUCGACGUCCAGAGGCAUCGAGUGCUAGUACACAGGAAGAUUUGAGUUUUGGCGUUGCUCUUUAUCGAACCAAUGUGCCAUGGCCGCCAACUGAAGAUGAGCCCAGCAUCGAUGUCCUGAUGAGAGCCGCCGCAUUCCAUCCGCUAGCUAACAUUGCAUCAGCGCCAGAGGUGCGAGAAUUCCCAGUUUGGGGAUUCCAUGAUCCAGAUGCAGUAUUUUCCCAUGACGUGAGUAUGGUUUUUCACCAACCUGCAAGCAAAGUCAGUUGCGACGGUAUCCUUGAUUGCCAGAACUCACACUCCCAUGAAGUGAAAGCCCACAAGGAUGAUCAAGAAACUGGCGAUAUGGAGCCAAAGACGACGUCAAUUCGUGAUGCUCAUCCUUUGGCGUCAACAGAUUGGGAAACAAUAGAAUCUUCCUCAACAAGCUCCACUGGUGGACAGGUGGAGAGCUCGAGGAAUGUCGAUAGUGCUCAAGCUGGACAUUUGCAAGAGCAAAUAACCGCUUUGCAUUCUACUCGAAAGAUACUAACCGACGGUGAUAUUUCCAUGUCACACGAAGAGAUCGAGUCUGAUAAUGGAUAUCUUGAUUCGCCGUCAUUGAAUCAACAUAUUUUGGAUAAUAGAAGGGGCUCAUUUAUGCGACGUUCCUCUGGUGUAUUGAGUACUCUCAGCUCAAACACUUCUCACAGGCGGAGGAUGAGCUGGAUUCAAUCCGAAGCAUUCGUAACCCAGGAUCGGCUUUUGUUGUUCGACCAAGGACCACCAAGCUCUGCAGCUGGCACCCAUAACAGUCGCUUCACCCACGGUGAACUUCCUUUUGAUACACCCCACCAGAUAUACGAAGAGGCUAUGUUAUUUGACCCCCUGAGCAGCAGCUCUCACCUGGUGGAGAGCAUUUUCCCAGAGUCAGACCCAAGGAAUGAUUUAGCUCUUGAAGAUGAGGAACUGAAUCCAACAGAAGAUGCGUUUACCUUUAAUUCCAACAUUGAUACGCAGCCAAGUUCAGGACCCAUCACUCAACCUGAAGAGCGCCGUCAUUCAUUUGGCCUGCAUAUUUCUAUGAUGAAUGUAGGGAUCUCGUUCACGAUCACAUCACUAGAUGAUUAA